Messenger RNA from Arabidopsis thaliana (thale cress), 1600 nucleotides. RefSeq lists its product as uncharacterized. NCBI's taxonomy places the organism in Eukaryota, Viridiplantae, Streptophyta, Magnoliopsida, Brassicales, Brassicaceae. The coding region runs from base 1176 to 1361 and encodes 61 amino acids. The transcript has 2 exons. The record is from RefSeq and is marked reviewed.
CUCCAACGCAGGGUUUUAAUGCAAUAUUUGUUGGGCUCUCUUGAUAAUUUGAAUUACAAAUAAAUCAAAAUUGAAUUAAACUGAGAGAGGCGUUUCUCUGAAGAGAGUUUUUGAGGGAACGAGAGAGGCGACAGGUGUCGCUAAUUGAUUUGUUGUGAAGUUUUAACAAAACAAAAAAAAAGUAGCGUUUCAUUUUUUUGUUCGAAAGAGAUAAUCACUUUCUUUCUCUGUCUCUCUCUCUCGUGAUAAUGAAACCGGCGGUGAACUCUUGAUUUCCGAUUAGUUGACGCCGUGAUUGUGUGUAAUUGUGUUAUCUGAGGCUUCUAGACGCCGGAUUCAUCAAAACGAAAGACGGUGAAGACCAUCGGCGGAAGAGAAACCCAAUCGGAGAAUAGCAAAUCUGAUUUGGAGAGUAAUCGUUGCCGAAGUCUCCAAAUUAGGUAUGAAUCAAGCCAUUCUUGCUUGUAUAUCGUGAUUACAUGUUGUAUUUGGUGGUUUAAUCUUUCAAUUCAACAUAAGAUAAAAAUUCAGGUAAAACAAUUGUAAAACCAAUGUUGAAUAUUGAAUUUAAGAUUGAUGAAUACUGGUUUUGACUCUACCUGUUUGUUUUUUCCGAACUUGGUUUUGCGGAUCUGACAUUUCCCGUAGUGUCUUGUUCAGGUGAACAAAAAAGGUACCCAGAUGCUCUCAGGUUUACUUGAUAUAUACUUUCAAGUAAAGGAAAAUGAAGACAUAAUGCAGACUGUUGUUGCCUCGGAUAAUAAUUAUGUGGUAUGUUGUCUUUUCAGGUAUAUUAUCUUAUUACAUCAUGAACCUUUGUAGAUCAUUCAUUAAAAACUGGAUGCAUUAAGUCAUUUUAAGCCUAGCUUUCUUCUGGAACGGUAGCUAAAGCUGCUUUCUUAUUACUCUUGCUUUUUCUUUUUUUUUGGCUAAUCUUCCAAUAUUCUGAAUCUAAAGCGUACAUAAGCAUGCUUCAAUAGUAGUCAUGUAGGUUGGUGCCACUGCUUUAUAUAUAUAUAUAUAUAUAUCCUUGUGUAUAUGUCUAUGUGUUUCUUUAGUUUAAAUGAUUCUGCUGCAUGGUGUAGUCUUUACAGUUGCUAUUGUUGUUUUCUCUAUUCAUUUGAAAAGAGAUAAAGAUGUGAUAAGUUACAUAAGUAAUAGUCGGUUUUGAUACAAUGGAGAUGAUCAAGGUCCAAGGACAUGGAGCUGAGCAUUCCAUCUCGUAUUGGUUUUGGAAAUUGAAGAAAUCGAAGAUGGUGAAAGUAAAGUCGAGGAUGGAAACAAGGGCGAUGAGGAUGAAGGAGAAGACACAAGUUAUUGAAAACAAGAUCAUUCAUUUUUUUUUCAGAGAACUCUUUUAAGAAAACUUUAACAAAAAGUAAAACACAAAGCUCUCUUGUUAAUUUUUUGGAAAUUUAAUCAUAAAAAAAUGGAGAGAGUCCUUGGAGAGGCUCUCUCCACUGGAGGUGCUCUGAUACUCUUAUUAUAUUUAACAUUCGUUUUAUUCCAAUAACUCUAACCUACAUGAGCUGUAAUCUGUAGAUAUAAUCCGAAUUCUGAAAAUGAAGAAAGCUACGUGAAUCAAUAAAUGUACUCCGAU